AUGCCAGUCUUCGGCGGCCCCGAUCCCACACCCAGCACCUCCUCCUCCUCCCUGCCCAUCGCUCCUCCCGCUCCCUCCCCACCUCCGUCAUCCUCCUCUCUCGCACCCUCCUCACCCACACGCACGCUCUCACCCGCCGCAGCCGCAGCUCUCGCACGUGCUCAGCCUGCUCCGAGGCCUACCAGUCGCGCCGAGGCGCACUCGGCGAGACUGGACCAGGAGGGGGGCGAGGAGUUCAGGCCUGAUAGGAAGGAUUUGUUGGCGUAUCAUCGGGUGUUGGAUAGUCAGUUCCUCCCGAACGUCUCCAAAACCCAAGCAGUCGAAACCCUCUCGACCUUGCACACGAUUCUCUCCAACCUCCUCUCUCCUCCCGCUCCCUCCCAAGCACACAAAUACCGCCACAUCCGUCUCUCCAACCCCCUCAUCCAGCGCAUCAUCCUCACUCCCGCCUCCGGGUCCGCCAAGGACUUCCUCGUCCUCUGCGGGUGGAAACGCGAGGUGAAAGAAUUUGAGGAGGCGCUGGUUUGGAGAGGAGGAGAGGGACAGGUGUAUAGGGUUAGGUGUGGGAGGUUGGUCGUGGAGGGGAAGUUGAGGGCUGCGAAGGAGGCGGAGGAGAGGGAGAGGAGGUAUAAGGAGAGUGAGAAGGAGGCUGAGGCGGCGAGGAAGGAGAAGGCGCUGCUGGCGUACGAGGAAGACCGUCUCUCCCGCGCCGAGCGCGACGAGCGCGAACGCCUCGUCCGGGAAGCGCGCGCCGCCCUCCCCUCUCCUCCCGUCAUUCCCCGUCCAACCGGUCCCUCCCCAUACCUUCCCCGCGCACCCCCCAGCUCACUUCCCUUCCACGCCGCCGCCGCCGCGGAUCCCGAAGCAGGGACGGACGACCCCCCUCCUUCGUACGGGGAGUCUGCGCGCACUCACUCGCACUCGUCUGCAGCGUCGCUGCCGUUUCCCGGUGCAGGCGUUGCCAUCGCCCAUCGGUCUCGCGGCGGACGACGUUUGCGGUCCCGGUAUUGUACGGAUGCAGCUGGAAUCGACGAAGUGGCUCGCCGAGAAAGGCUAUGCGUCAGGAAUGGGGCGGGCGAUCCAUCUUGUGCGUUUGCACUCCCACUUUCACUUGUUGCCUGCUAA
Rhodotorula toruloides NP11 is the source of this 1125-nucleotide messenger RNA. Its product is annotated as PUB domain-containing protein. The transcript has 4 exons. NCBI's taxonomy places the organism in Eukaryota, Fungi, Basidiomycota, Microbotryomycetes, Sporidiobolales, Sporidiobolaceae. The record is from RefSeq and is a predicted model, not a curated record. The coding region runs from base 1 to 1125 and encodes 374 amino acids.